AUGCACGGCACGCAGGGGGUGGGGGGUGGGGGGGGGGGGGGUGUCUGUGGUAUGGCUCCUGACAUGAAUGCCUGCUGGUGGAGAGUGAUGGCUACGGGACAAACUGACUGCUCCAGGACUAUUAUGGCUUCUUUGUACCAGAGAUUCACCGGGAAGAUCAAUACGGCCAAUUCAUUCCCGCACCCACCUGAGGCCAGCCACCUCCUGGGCGGACAGGUCAUAGAUGAGGACAACGUGGCCAGGACCCCUCAGCCUCACGCCGACGGCAGACCCCACGUGCAAUACCGAAAGAAAUGCGUCAGAGAGGACGAGGAUGUUUGUGGUGUUAACCUUGGGGUCACCUCCAGUCCUGAUGUCCCCUGGAGUCGUGCUCGAGCAUGA
Molecule: messenger RNA, 381 nt
Organism: Knipowitschia caucasica
Lineage: Eukaryota; Metazoa; Chordata; Actinopteri; Gobiiformes; Gobiidae
Source: the annotation of a GenBank genome assembly